Messenger RNA from Lates calcarifer (barramundi perch), 3058 nucleotides. RefSeq names its product squalene epoxidase a (gene sqlea). Lineage: Eukaryota; Metazoa; Chordata; Actinopteri; Centropomidae. Gene Ontology annotation, biological process: sterol biosynthetic process; cholesterol metabolic process. Gene Ontology annotation, molecular function: squalene monooxygenase activity; flavin adenine dinucleotide binding. The coding region runs from base 247 to 1962 and encodes 571 amino acids. The transcript has 11 exons. Gene Ontology annotation, cellular component: endoplasmic reticulum; membrane. The record is from RefSeq and is a predicted model, not a curated record.
GCAUAAAUUAUUCAGCAGCAUCCCACCGACUGUCUGUGAGCCAGUUAUCAUGAGUUACAAAGGGAACUUUAUUUUAGGUUGACUGUUUGUCUUAGGAACACCUGAGAAACAAUAUUAAAUGAAGAAUCAGCAAUAAUAGUUUGUUAUUGCGGGGUGAUUUUUUUCAGGGCUAAAGAAAGCCUGUUUCUCAGCAGUGCCCUUUCACCAUCACCAUCAGAUAGAUUUUUUUUUUUUAAUUUCACAAAGAUGUGGACUUUCCUCGGAAUAGCGAGCUUCACAUAUCUUUACAAAAAAUCCGACACAGUUUUGACUUUCGCUCACAAAGAGCUGGUGAUGGCCGCAGCCUUAUUCCUUACAGUCGGUCUGCUGCUCUCAUAUGUCAGGUACUUCCAUGGCCAGAAGCUCAGACUCUCUCAGGUAUUUAAUUUGCCUCUGAGCCUCCUGUCUUAUGUACCUGUUAUAAACCACCUAAUCCCUCAGACCUCAGCACGGAGGAGCGAGAAAGCAGCGAACAACUACAAACAGAGCCGGAGAACAAGGAAAAGAGUAGAUGCAGAGGUCUCUGCCAGACAAAGUGCCUCAGCCAGUGGCUCCUCUGUGGUCACAGAGCCAGAUGUGGUCAUAGUUGGGGCCGGGGUCCUGGGCUCAGCGAUGGCAGCUGUCCUGGCUCGGGAUGGGAGGAAGGUGACGGUGGUGGAGAGGGACCUGAAGGAGCCUGACAGGAUAGUUGGGGAGCUGCUGCAGCCUGGAGGAUACAGGGCUCUCAAAGAGCUCGGGCUGGAAGGUUCAGUUGAGGGUCUGGACGCCCAUCUGGUGAACGGCUACGUGAUCCAUGACAUAGAGAGCAGCACAGAGGUGGAGAUCCCCUACCCUCAGGAGGAGGAGAGCAUCCAGUGUGGACGCGCUUUCCAUCACGGUCGAUUCAUCAUGGGCCUGAGGAGAGCUGCCCUGGCCGAGCCAAAUGUCACAUUUGUAGAAGGCACUGUGACCAGUUUGCUGGAGGAGGACGGCUGUGUAAUGGGAGUCCAGUACAAGAAUAAAGAAACCGGAGACGUCAAAGAAAUCCAUGCAGCACUGACUGUGGUGGCCGACGGCUGUUUCUCCAAGUUCAGAAAGAGUCUCAUCUCUGGGAAAGCUCACACCUCCUCUCACUUUGUUGGAUGCCUUAUGAAGGACUGUCCCCAGUUUAAAGCCAACCAUGCUGAGCUGGUGCUGGCUAACCCAAGCCCGGUGCUCAUCUACCAGAUCUCCUCCUCACAAACCAGAGUGCUGGUGGACAUCAGGGGAGAGAUGCCACGCAACCUCUCAGAGUACAUGGCUGAGAAGAUACACCCACAGCUACCAGAGCAUUUAAAGGAGCCUUUCAUGGUGGCGCUACAGAACGAUCGACUCAGAUCCAUGCCUGCCAGCUUCCUCCCUCCCUCUCCUGUCAAUAAGCCAGGUGUGCUGCUCCUGGGCGAUGCUUACAACAUGAGGCAUCCUCUAACGGGAGGAGGGAUGAGUGUUGCUCUCAAUGACGUUCGCAUCUGGAGGAGUCUGCUCAAGAACAUUCCAGAUCUAUACGACGACAGAGCCACGCUGCAGGCAAAGAAAAAAUUCCACUGGGAACGCAAGUCAUCACAUUCUUUUGUGGUGAAUGUGUUGGCUCAGGCCCUGUAUGAGCUUUUUGCAGCCACCGACAAUUCUCUUCAUGAGCUGAGAAAAGCCUGCUUCCAGUACUUCAAGCUUGGUGGAGAGUGCAUCGCUGGACCUAUCGGACUUCUCUCAGUGUUGACACCCAAACCUAUGACCCUUAUUGGACACUUCUUCGCUGUGGCGCUGUAUGCAAUCUACUUCACCUUCAAGUCCGAGUCUUGGAGCACAAAGCCCAGAGCUUUAUUUAAGAGCGGAGUCAUCCUGUAUCGAGCCUGCACAGUCAUGUUUCCACUCAUCUACUCUGAACUCAAGUACCUAGUGUACUAAAGAGCGCUACAUCUGGACUCUGAACCAAACCCAGUGUGAGGCUAAGUUGGAAGCAAAACAAAACUUGCAAAAACUUUGUAUUUAACGGUACUUUCUAUGUUUGCCUUCCUCCUGAAAAGGGUACUAUCCUCCUCAACCAUGAUUUACUACUGAAGAUUUUCUACAAUUUUCCCCUGCCUUACUGAAGAUGUAAUUCUCUUAAUGUCCUACUUAAUGCCUUGUUCCAGUUUGGACAUAUGCAAUAAUAACAAAUUAUGCAAUUAGUAUUGUUUGUGCUCACCCACAGUCUGCCCUAUUUGCUAGAGGAUUGCAACAUACUGUACAUUAGCUCGCACCCUUAAUUACACUGAAUAUUCUGUACUGUGGAAUUAUUCCUGCCAAACAGAAUUACCAUGUGGAACAUGGCAUCUGAGUUUUAUAAUUCUGCAAUAGAUCCACUUUUCUGCUGUAUGUUUUCAUGUUGAGCUGAUUAAGGCUGUAUUUAAUACAGGGAUCCAUUUCUUAAUGAUGAUGUAUUUUUAAUAAAAGAAUGCCUAAUUUAAAAUCUGAAGCACUGAUGAUGGAAUGUCAUAAAACAGAUGUUUACAUUGUUUUUCACACAAAACUACUUUUCCUGUAUAUUUUCAGCCUUAUUUUGUUGAGCUAAAGGUUUGCAGGACUUAAUGUUCAGUCAAACACUUUAUUUCCUCUGACUGUUUCCUGCCUUCCUAAGAUUGUUGCUCUUUACAUUCUGCGAUAGGAGACUUUUUGUAACAUUUUUUGGUUUCUACACUAUGAAACAUGGUGACAGUGCAAUGCAGCUGAAUACGAACAAAACUAAUCCCAGAACCCGAGAAGGAUCCCUGCACUGCAUUAGUCCUGCUGGGAGUCAGGGAAGGCCUGAUGCAGUAUGUUGCCUGGGGGAAGUUUGGGUUUGACUGGGGCUAAUGUCCACAUCAGGAUCAAGUCAGAGGAUGAUGCUCAGGUGUUCUUUCUGCUGAGCUGACUUAGACAAGGAGCCCCUGAAGAGUGAUUCACCUCAGCUGCACUACUGUCUUUACCUGUGCUUGUAUUGGGCUUGAUUGGCCAUUAAAUAAAUCACAUAUGACAUACAAGA